This is a messenger RNA of Colletotrichum navitas, 2211 nucleotides long. RefSeq names its product TBC domain-containing protein. The transcript has 2 exons. The record is from RefSeq and is a predicted model, not a curated record. Lineage: Eukaryota; Fungi; Ascomycota; Sordariomycetes; Glomerellales; Glomerellaceae. The coding region runs from base 1 to 2211 and encodes 736 amino acids.
AUGACCUCCUCCAAGUCGUCAAAAUCCUCCUCCUUCAAGUCCUUUCAUUCCGACGACAAUAGCGUCCUGGACGACGUUAGUCACUUUGAGGACAUCGGUCUCGAAGACGAUGCCUCCCAUUACGACACACAACGCAUCCGCGAGGCCUCCCCCGCCAAACACUCACAGCCAUACUCGAGAUCGUAUUCCACCGACUUUCGCCCCAUAUCAUGGAAGCCGCCGCAUUCCCGCUCUCCGCCGAUGCCACGAGACCUUGCCAAGCCCCGAGGCACAUGUGGCAGCGCAGAACCCACUUCCAACCCCCGCUCAAACUCGUUAUCCUCCUCGCGACCUUCCUUUCCGACUUUGAGGACUGAUAGCUAUAUCCUCAACCGCCGAAGCCCAAGCGCUGGACGCCUUUCCGACUCCCGCCGGAGUCCAGUGAACCCUCGAAACUUCGCGAGCCGCUCGACGACUUCUCUCAAUUUCCCCCGCACGAACCGCAGCCCGAGCCCCAAUUUCUCCUUCCUUCCGAGAGAUCCCAACAUACCCCUCAAACCCCGCCGGGGAAGCUGCCAUUCUCCCCAAGAUAGAAGAAAGUCGGUGUUGGAGCUGGAAAGAGAGUGUGACGAGGACGAUACCGACGAUAUACCGGAUGGCCUUAUUCUUGACAAUGUCCCCAUUUCUCCCCGACCUCGACAGGACCGCACGCCGAGUCGGCCGACCUCUUCCGGAACAUCACCCAACAGACCGCCCAAGGAACGAGUACGCAGUGUUGGUAACGGGACGCCCGCAGUCCCGGUCGAUUCAGGGUGGUUGCGUUCUCCGUCCUGGAAGUCGGACACUGCUCUACCGUCCACUGGCGAGAAGGGCGCUCCCGAGCCGCUCAAGAACCGCGCGAGAAGCUGGAACCUUGCACUGGCCGAGCUUAACGCAGAUGCCAAGGAGUUGACAGAGAAACUUGAGGAGCACUCGGAUCAUCUUCGUGAGAAGGCGGCGGAAAAUGCAAACCCGACGGGACGUCACACGUGGAACGGAAAGUCCUUUGAGCAACACAGCCAGAAGCCUCGGGUCAAGUCCGCGUUGCCCGAGCUCCCUCCCAUCCGACACCAGACCAAUAUUAUGAUCGACCCACUUCCCAUUUCCAAGGAAAAAGAGGCUGUGCUUAGCCGUACGAGACCCUCGUGGCUCCCGCCCAAGGACCCCGCAGAGGAGAAGCGCCAUCUGCGAGAAUACAAGAAAAUGAUGGCUCGCAGCGCCGAGGCGGACCGCCGGCGUGAGGAUUCGCGUCAGGCCAAGAAAUCAACUCGCGACACCAAGGCCGAUAACUUGAUGCGGAUUUGGGACGACGAAAUCAUCCCCCGGUGGACAGAAGCCGUCCGAGAGCGUCGCACCCGCGAGCUGUGGUGGAAGGGAAUCGCGCCCCGCAGUAGGGGUACGGUGUGGGCGAGGGCUAUCGGCAACGAAUUGGGCCUGUCCGAGAAGUCGUACAAUGCCGCCCUCCACCGAGCCCACGAGCUCGAGGAAAGAGUCAAUGCUGGCAAGGGCGAUUCAGAGGACAUGCAGCGAGCAGCUUGGCUUUCAGCCAUCCGCAAAGACGUGGCUGAGAACACAUGGCAGGACCUGCGGAUUUUCCAAGUCGGCGGCCCUCUGCAUCAAACCCUCGUUGACGUCUUGUUUGCCUAUGCACUGUACCGAAGCGAUAUCGGCUACGUCAAGGGAUGCAAUACCCUUGCAGCCCUCCUGCUACUGAACCUUCCCUCAUCGUCCACAACCUUCAUCGCCCUCGCCAACGUCCUUAACCGGCCAUUGCCUCUGAGCUUCUACUCAGAGGAUCCCGGCGCGAAAGCCUCGGCCUACAACCUUGUCAUGCAGACUCUAAGCGUGAAGUCUCCCCGUCUCCACCAGCACCUGACAAAGGACAUCUCCGAAGGUGACGCGGAUUUCUACUUGGGCAACUUCUUCGUGGGGCUGGGUACAACUCACCUGGCCAUGGAUGAGGCAGCCCGGUUGUGGGAUGUGUACGUCUUUGAGGGCGACGCGGCGAUGGUGCGGGCGGCCGUCGCCAUCCUCAUGCGGAAUGAGAUGGCGCUCCUGGGCGUCAAGUCCGCUGGAGAAGCCAAGAAGAUGAUUGAAGGCGGCGCCAACAAGGAUGGCCGUAAGGCUGUCGUCGGAGACGACGGCGCAGAAGACCGCUGGAUGCGAGCUGUCAGGGAAGCGGGUAAGGCUUGA